AUGAGUGAACAGUAUCGUGGGAAGAUAAUUGUUGCACCAAUGGUAAGGGUAUGUACCCUGCCAUACAGAUUAUUAACAAUUGACUAUGGUACUGAUUUAGUAUACACAGAGGAGACUAUUGACUUUAAGAUGCUUCGCUCCACCAAGAGGGAAAAUAAUGUUUUAGGUACAGUAGACUUCAUUGACAAGUCUGAUGGAACAGUUUUCUUCCGCACAUGUGAAAGGGAACGAACGAAAGUUAUUUUCCAGAUUGGCACGAGUGAUGCUCAGAGAGCCCUCAAAGUUGGGAAGAUGGUUGAAUCAUAUGUGGCGGGCUUGGAUGUGAAUAUGGGAUGCCCAAAAGAGUUUAGUAUCAAAGGGGGCAUGGGAGCAGCCCUCCUCAGCCAGCCAGAAAAGGUUAAGUCAAUCCUCAGCACCCUAGUUCAAGGUCUCACCAUCCCAGUAACUUGUAAGAUUCGACUUCUGAAGACUUUGCCAGACACAAUAGAACUUUGCAAACUGAUUGAGGAAUGUGGAGUUGCUGCAAUUGCCAUUCAUGGCCGCACUAAGGAGGAAAGACCUAAUCAUCCAAACCACAAUGACAUGAUUAAAGAAAUAGCCAAUGUUCUUACAAUCCCAGUCAUUGCAAAUGGUGGCUCAAAGGAGAUAAAAUGCUAUGAAGAUAUUGAGAGAUUUCGACAAGAGACUGGAGCCUCAAGUGUGAUGAUUGCACGUGCUGCUAUGUGGAAUUGUUCUAUCCUUAGACCUGAAGGUGUCCUUCCACUUGAUACUGUGGCUGAUGCCUACCUAAGGUAUUGCAUAGAUUAUGAGAACCCAUUCACAUAUAGUAAAUACACUCUUCAAAACAUGCUGCGGGAGCUUCAGGAUACUCCUCGAGGCAAGGCAUUCCUAGAAACACAGACUCUACAGGAAAUAAGCUACAUCUGGGGUUUGGGUACUUACUUCAAGACACAACUAGCAAAACAAAGUGAGGCUUGUAUGUGUUUGAACUCUGACCCCAAGAAGAAUGGUAAGAUAGCUAUGCCUCCUAGUGCUGACCAUGUAGAAAUUGUGGAGAAAGAAGAAGAUCAUCAAAAAAUUGUUGAAAUGCCAAUACAGUUUAUACGUGGAAAUUUCAAUAAUGCAGAUCUUCCAAAAAUGCUUCUAAAU
This is a messenger RNA of Homarus americanus (American lobster), 1149 nucleotides long. RefSeq names its product tRNA-dihydrouridine(20) synthase [NAD(P)+]-like (gene Dus2). Gene Ontology annotation, biological process: tRNA dihydrouridine synthesis. NCBI's taxonomy places the organism in Eukaryota, Metazoa, Arthropoda, Malacostraca, Decapoda, Nephropidae. Gene Ontology annotation, molecular function: tRNA binding; tRNA dihydrouridine synthase activity; flavin adenine dinucleotide binding. Gene Ontology annotation, cellular component: cytoplasm. The record is from RefSeq and is a predicted model, not a curated record.